Molecule: messenger RNA, 2755 nt
Organism: Dromiciops gliroides (monito del monte)
Lineage: Eukaryota; Metazoa; Chordata; Mammalia; Microbiotheria; Microbiotheriidae
Gene: TMC6
Product: transmembrane channel like 6
Cellular component (GO): plasma membrane
Molecular function (GO): mechanosensitive monoatomic ion channel activity
Source: RefSeq, a predicted model, not a curated record
ACCCAGACAUAGAGAUUGAACAGAAACUAGCGAGGAGGGCUGAGUUCUAACUCAUUUCCUCUGACAAGCAAGUAAAUAAGAAGCAUCUUACCCUAGAGGGUGCAGUGGAGGAACAGGUCAGGUGGGAGACAGUUGUGAUAGGUGCCUGAGCAGCCCUGGGAAGCUCCUGAAAUGUCCCGGUCUCCUUCUUUGAUCCUUUCCAUUCCUGAAGACAGCGAAAGCCCUAGCCAGGACCCCAGCCCAUAUGAUGAGAGCAUUGUACACGCCUCUCCAUCAACUCAUCAGGAACAGAGUCAGCAGGCUGAAGCUGAAUCUAUGGAACUCCAUGAGUGGCCUCCUAGGGACAAAGGUGGAGGUUCCCAUCCCCGCAGGGCCCCCCAGGAAUAUAGCUCAGCCACACUUCGGAUCCUGGCCAAUAUGCCCAGUCGAACCAUCGGCCGAAGCAGGGGGGCCAUUAUCUCUCAGUACUACAAUCAAACAGUCAAGCUGAGGCGGAAGAACAGCCGACUGCUGAGGGCCAUGUCAGGAUCUGCCCGACGUAUUCGGCAAUAUGACUUGGAGUCGGACUUGACCCCCAGGGAAGAGGAAGAAAAGCGGAGCUUGUUGGUGAAGGAACUGCAGGGCCUGACAAUAACCCAGAGGAACCACAUGCUGCGGGACAUGCCCCUGAGCCUGGCUGAGAAACGCUGCAUCCGACAGGAUAGCUGUAUCCAGAGAGGAAGACAUAGGCACCCCCACGGCAGGCAGACCCAGUUGUAUUGCUGUAGUCGCCUCAAGUAUCAUUGUAUUAUUGUAAGCUUCCGCAGCUUGUGGUAUGGCCUUCUUUCUGGUCUGUAUGCCCUGAAGCCCUGGCAUUACUCUCUGAAGCAAAUCAGCGGCCAGUUCGGCUCCAGUGUCCUCUCCUACUUCCUCUUUCUCAAGACCUUGAUCUCCUUUAACAUCCUGCUUCUCCUCCUGCUGCUGCCCUUCAUUGUGGCCAUGCAGGUGGCCUUUCCCCCUGCUUCGGAGUCCCCCGUCUCCCAGUCGUUCACGGGCCUGGAACUCUUCACUGGAGGGGGCCGAUUCACCCACACAGUGAUGUACUAUGGCUACUACAGUAACUUCACCUUGAACCAACCAUGCUCCUCCCAUCAGAACAGUGACCUCUGCCCUCCAAAGGCAGUCCAUCUGCCGUAUAACAUGCCCCUGGCCUACCUCUUUACUGUUGGUAUUUCCUUCUUUACCACCUGCAUCACACUGGUAUACAGCAUGUCUCGUUCCUUUGGAAAGAGCUACCAAGUAGGCAGUACCCUCGGAGUCCAUGCCAUCACUGUCUUCUGCUCCUGGGACUACAGGGUAACCCAAAAAUGGGCUUCUCGUCUGCAACACGACAACAUUAGGACACAGUUGAAGGAGCUGUUGGCUGAGUGGCAGCUGAAGAAGAACCGGAGGAGUGUGUGUGGAAGGCUGAGACAGAUGAUGGUGCUGCUUGUGGUGUGGCUGUUGUCCCUGGCUUCUGCCUUGGGUUGUGCCAUCGCUGUUUACUUGUUCUCAGAGUUCAUGCAUGAGAACCAUGAGAUUAGGACCCAGAAGAUCAGUGAGAAGCUCCAGGAAGCCCGUCUGCUGGCUCUGCCCCUCAUAGUCUCUAUCAUAAACCUGGUGGUUCCCUAUCUCUACAAUGUCCUGGCCAUCUGGGAGCAGCAUGAUUCUCCUGUUUUGGAGGUGUAUGUGGCCAUUUGCAGGAACCUGAUUCUCAAGAUGGUUAUUCUGGGACUUCUCUGCUACCACUGGAUGGGCCGUAAGGUUAGAUCGAUGGAAGACCAGUGCUGGGAGACAUUUGUGGGGCAGGAGCUCUACCGCUUCAUGGUGAUGGACUUCAUCUUUACACUUGUGGACACCCUCUUUGGGGAGCUGGUCUGGAGGCUCAUCACAGAAAGGAUGAAGCAGGAUCGGAAACCAGAGUUCGAUGUUGCUCGAAAUGUUCUGGAGCUAAUUUAUGGACAGACCCUGACCUGGCUGGGUGUUCUCUUUUCCCCUCUUCUCCCUGCCAUCCAGCUUCUCAAGCUCCUGUUCCUGUUCUAUAUCAAGAAGAUCAGCCUGAUGGCAAACUGCCAGGCACCUAGGAAACCCUGGAGAGCUUCGCACAUGACCACUGUUUUCAUCACACUCCUCUGCUUCCCCUCCUUCUUGGGGGCUGCCAUAUUCCUCUCCUAUGCCAUCUGGCAUGAAGGCCCUCCAGGACUUGUAGGCCCCUACCGGACCUUGAACACUAUUUAUGAGGCUGCAAAGAUCUGGAUUCAUCACCUGGAGGAUGCCAGCCCCAGUGUUAUUUGGUUUACCUGGGUCCAUCAGAAUCUGGUGGAAAACACCUUUUGUAUUUUCCUGCUAUCAGCCAUGCUCUUAGCUGUCAUCUACUUCAAUAUCCAGGUGGUAAAGGGACAGCGGAAAGUCAUCUGCCUCCUCAAGGAGCAGAUUAGUAAUGAGGGAGAAGACAAAAUCUUCCUCAUCAACAAGCUUCACUCCAUUUAUGAGAAGAAGGAAGCCAAUAGCUAAAGGUCUGAAGCUAAGAGAGUGCAGCUAAGAUCCCUGAGGCCCCAAAGUUGAAGCAUACUUAAGGCUGAAGAACAAAGGUAAAGGUUCAGAGCUCGAGGCUGACCUGGUCAGAGACCAACCACUGAAAUUGGGAAUUUAUUCAGCAAUGAAUUCCACUUCCUCUCCCCAUUCUCUUUCUUCAAGUUUACUGGGGAAUGGCCUGACUUAGUAUUUAUUUGAAAUA